Drosophila rhopaloa is the source of this 2972-nucleotide messenger RNA. Its product is annotated as cohesin subunit SA-1. Bases 74 to 2971 code for a protein of 965 amino acids. The record is from RefSeq and is a predicted model, not a curated record. NCBI's taxonomy places the organism in Eukaryota, Metazoa, Arthropoda, Insecta, Diptera, Drosophilidae. Gene Ontology annotation, cellular component: cohesin complex; nucleus; chromatin. Gene Ontology annotation, biological process: sister chromatid cohesion. The transcript is spliced from 7 exons. Gene Ontology annotation, molecular function: chromatin binding.
CGCGAACUUCGUACUAGUUGUUCAAUUAUUUCUACGGCUGAAUUAAUUCAUUUAAACUUAUAAGUGCUUCGAAAUGAGUGAUGUUGUUAUUGAAAAUGAUUCAAAUGUUUUGCAAGAUACUGAGCAAAUGCAUUUUGAGGCAGAAGAUACUAGUUUUCUAAAUGGCGAGACAAGCUGUGAAAAUCCAGAGGAGCAGGAACGUUCUAAGACUUUGCUACAAUGUACGCUGGUCAAAAAUCAGAACUAUGAGAAUUUGGCCAGCCGGUGGGUCAUCUUUUAUAUGCAGAGCCCCGUAGCCGCAUUGGUUGAGCUAAUGCAAUUUGUGGUGGAGGCCAGUGGCAGUUAUUACCAGAUCCCCAAAGACACUCCGAUGCCAUUCUCCUACAGCAACAUCUUGAUGGCCAGCACAGCCCAGUUUCAAAAUGUCAGCAUGUAUUAUCCCAUGAUUAUGAAGACGGCCAAAUCCUUUGUGAGCAGUGUGGUUAGCUUUUUACAGGCUCUACUGAAGGCGGUCGAUGCCACGCCCAUAAUCCACGACAAAAUGUUUUUGACUGAGUUAACGCGCUUUGUGAUGGCGGGUUCUGAGUGCACAAUUCGACCUCUUCGCCAUACCAGCACUAUGAUAGGUCUUAAACUGAUGACCAUUUUGAGUGAGCUUGCGGAGAGUGAGCCGAUGAAGACACUGUGGAUGAGGAUGUUUAACUGUCUGUUCUUGGAUCGCUACCGGGAUGUGGUGAACGACAUCAGGCUUCUCUGCUUCUCCGAACUUGGGCUGUGGUUCAGCACUUAUCCAAACUGUCACCUUACUCAACGCCGCCUGCGCUUUUUCUUCGAAGCUUUGCAGGAUAGUUCGUCGGAAGUAGGGCAAUGCUGCCUGGACACCAUCUCACAACUCAGCCGCAAUGAAGGACUUCGUCCAAUGUGCCUGGAAUUGGGCAGUGAAUUCAAGGAGCAAUUACGCAAAAUUUCCCUCGAUAAAGAAAGUGAACUGGGGGUGAAAUCCUUGCGCAUAUUGACCGAUUUCUAUCGAUCUUCUCCAGAAAUUCUAAAUAACGCCGACUGUCAACUCCUGGAGCAACUAAUGCUCGCUGCAGAUCGAGAAUUAGCGCAGGCAGCAGCGGAGUUUUUCAACCUGCGAAGAAUGGGAACCGGAGCAGAACCCUUUUUACGAAAACUUAGUCGUUUGUUGCACUUUUUCGUUGUCGAAAGUCAACAUGAACAUGCUGCCUAUCUAGUAGAUGCUUUGAUUGAAAGUUGUGAUUCGAUUCUGGACUGGGAGCCCAUGAUAGCUAUGUUGAUGGAGGAUCAAGCCCCAAAUCAAAACGAAGUCGAGAGCAUUGCUUUGAUUGAAAUCCUUUCCAAAGCAGUAAAGCAAGCAAUCACAGGAGAGAUCCCUCCAGGAAGAUAUACCAAAGAUCUAGAGAGAAAACCGAUGCCAGGAGCCCAAGAGAAGGCCACCAAGCUUCUGGCACCAAUUUUGCCUGAAAUGCUUCAUAAAUAUGAAAAGAGUUGUGAAGGUCUGGAAAAUCUUUUGGAACUCCCGCAGUACUUUAGUCUGGAGUACUACCUGCAGGAAGAUAACUAUGGGCACCUUCAGCAAUUAAUGGAUCAGAUCCAAAGCAUUUUAUUCAAUCAGAACAAAAACUUCGUACUCCGGAUGGCAGCUCACACUCUGGAGGUUCUCUAUGAGUCUACUUCCUCAACGAGGGGGCAUAUAAAAGAGAUCCUCAACAAUGCGGUGACCAAUUACAAGAUUGCACUGCGCGCCUGGCAAGAGUCGUAUGGCAUGACCGGGUCCAGCUCCUCGUCCGUGCACUCAUCCUCCUCAUCGGGCUCCACCAAAAGUCCGAGGAGCAGGGCGCGCCGACUGCUGGUUACCCUUCGUUUGCUUUCAGCCCUUUACGGACGUUUUGAUCUUAGUGCCGGGCAGAUGACCGAGUCGAUUUUGUCCAGCCUGAAGAGAGUGAUCAGGGAGCGGGAGAGACCGGUGAAAGAUUGCCUGCCGGCGGAGGCAGUGGGUCUUUAUCUAGAGGUUGCCUACUUUAGCAUAAGUUGGGACUUAAAGAGCUUUAGAGACGAGUCUUCCAGCGAUUUCAACAUGGAGGAGCCUGCUGCUUCCCUUAAGAAGCACUUGGAAGACUUUCUAUUUGUUACCUUCGAUCAGGUUGUGAAUGAGUACGAUGCGGUAAUCGCAUAUAAUUCAUUUUCAUAUAUAUGCGAUCUGUUUUUGCUAUAUGGAGACCAGCUGCGUAACAGUCCCCAUUCCUGGGUACGUUCCAUUACUUACCAACCGUCUCUUAGCGAGAUAGAGCUGCUGGAAGGCUUUGUCCUGCGAAAUAUCUUUGUCUGCAGUCCUUUGGAAAUUAUGAAAGAACAUAACUUUGAUCAGCUGCAAUGCAUGCGCCGCAUUGUGGCCAGCUACUGCAAACUGGUGAUUUUUAAUGUGUUCCCCAUCAUGAGAGCCUCCAAGAUCUUUCAGUAUUACGAAAAGUACAAUGCAGCAUUUGGGGACAUUAUGAGAAGUUCCAUGGAACAAGCCCUGAACAUCAAUUCCGUCCACUAUGGAAUGACCGUAAUUCACACCUGUUUGCUGCAAUACGAGAAGAUUAUGGCGGAUAAUAAUGGAGAAGGUGUAAGGGCCUUCAGUUCCACAGAGUUCUCCGAUCUUAUUGGCCUGGCCAAACGAUUGGCGGAGACCUUUAAUUCCAAUCUCGUGAAUAAUCGCCACGGUGUAUUGGCUCUUCACAGAGCUGGUAUUAUGUAUGUUUUGGAAUCGGUUCAAGAUAAACCGACGGAUGCCCCAAAAAAUCUACUCUUCUUGCGUGUCAUCCAGGAGUUCGUGCCACAGGUUUUGGUACAGGACAAAUCCACACUUCUUAACAUGGUACAGCGCAUUGAGCAGCCGGCAUUACCUUCUUGCAGCAGAGAGGAGUGGCAGCCUUUGGAAGGAUAUCGUUCCGCCUUGAAUUAGU